Molecule: messenger RNA, 2005 nt
Organism: Jatropha curcas
Lineage: Eukaryota; Viridiplantae; Streptophyta; Magnoliopsida; Malpighiales; Euphorbiaceae
Gene: BON3
Product: Calcium-dependent phospholipid-binding Copine family protein
Biological process (GO): cellular response to calcium ion
Cellular component (GO): plasma membrane
Molecular function (GO): calcium-dependent phospholipid binding
Source: RefSeq, a predicted model, not a curated record
ACUACAAAAUUUCAAUUAAAUGCUGAAGUAACUGCGCCAAAAUUUCCUGGUUUUUUCUCUUGAAACGAACAGAUGUGUGAGCGCGUAUAUACGCAUGUAUAUAUAUGUGUGCGCUCAUGAACAUAGACAAAUCGUAAGUGUAGAGCAAGAGUUGAUAGAAUAUUUGGUUUUCGCUUAGAUUGUAGUUUAAACUUUAGAGAGAGAAGGAUGGGAGGGUGUGUAUCGGGUGAUGUGAAAGGAGGAAAACAAGCCAUUGGAGGGGCCCAACAGAGGCCCACAGAUCCACCAAACAAUGCCGGUCACAAUGACGCUGUCGAUUUCUUCUACCGUUCUCGUGGCCUCCAUCCGCUUUACACCCAAAUUGAGUUGUUUUUAUCAGCUUCAAACUUACUAGAUCGUGACAUCACAUCAAAGAGUGACCCAAUGACAGUUGUAUAUGCAAAGAAAAAGGAUGGAAAACUAGAGGAAGUUGGUCGCACUGAAGUCAUUUUAAACAACUUGAAUCCUUCUUGGAUCAAAAAGAUUACAUUUGCUUAUCAGUUUGAGAUAGUGCAGCCUCUAGUCUUUCACAUCUAUGAUAUUGAUACCAAAUAUCACAAUUUACCUGUGGAGUCAUUGAAGUUGAAUGAUCAAGAAUUUUUGGGAGAAGCCACUUGUGUUCUAUCUGAGAUAGUGACGAAACAGAAUCGCAAAUUAACCCUGAAUCUCCAUAACAGAAAUGGGCAGGAAGCCUUGAGAAAUUUUGGUACACUCACUAUCCAAGCUGAGGAAACGGUUGCUUCCAGGACUGCUUUUGAAUUGACAUUCCGUUGUUCCAACCUAGAUAACAAAGAUGUAUUUUCUCUUAGUGACCCUUUCUUAAGAAUCUCUAGAGUAGUUGAGAGUGGAGGUUCCAUACCAAUAUGCAAGACUGAGGUGGUUAAUGAUAAUCUCAAUCCAGUUUGGAGGCCUCUACAUCUGAGCAUGCAGCAAUUUAAAAGCAAGGCGAACCCACUAGUUAUUGAGUGUUUUGAUUUUAACAGCAGUGGCAAUCACAUCCUUAUUGGGAAGCUUCAGAAAUCAGUGGCUGAUCUGGAAAAACUUCAUAGAGAAAAAUGUGGUGCAAAUUUUGUCUUACCAUCGCGCCGAGGUCAUGAGAAGGUUCUGAAAGGUCAGCUGUUUGUGGAUCAGUUUCUGGAGAAGGAAGAGUACAGUUUUUUGGAUUAUAUUUCGAGUGGCUUUGAAAUAAAUUUUAUGGUUGCUGUUGACUUUACGGCUUCAAAUGGAAAUCCUCAAAAUCCGGAUUCCUUGCACUACAUUGAUCCUUCAGGCCGCUUGAAUUCUUAUCAGCAGGCUAUAAUGAAGGUGGGGGAGGUCAUACAAUUUUAUGAUUCUGAUAGGCGUUUUCCUGCUUGGGGCUUUGGGGGAAGGACACCUGCUGGUACAGUAUCACAUUGUUUUAACUUGAAUGGAAGUCCAAGUGGCUUUGAGGUUGAGGGGGUUGAACGCAUCAUGGCUGCUUAUGCGACUGCUUUACACAAUGUUGCUCUUGCAGGCCCCACUUUAUUUAGCCAAGUUAUCAACACAGCUGCACAAAUUGCGUGUCAGUCUCUAUCUGAUAGUAACAGCAAGUAUUUUGUCUUGCUCAUCAUAACGGAUGGAGUCCUUACAGAUCUUCAAGAAACUAAAGAUGCUUUGGUCAAAGCGUCUGAUCUCCCACUAUCAAUCCUUAUUGUUGGAGUUGGAAGUGCAGACUUUACACAAAUGGAGAUCCUUGAUGCUGAUAACGGAUGCCGAUUAGAAAGUUCUACUGGUAGGGUAGCUACCCGAGAUAUAGUACAAUUCAUUCCGAUGCGAGAAGUGGACAGUGGCCAGAUGUCCGUUGUUCAAGCCUUAUUGGAAGAGCUGCCUGGACAGUUUUUGUCGUAUAUGCGGUCUAGAUAUAUCAAACCACUUGCUACAAAUGAUGUACAUGUUAUGAGUUUGAACUCAGGUUCCUAGUAAAAAAAUUACAUUUACAUUUUAA